Molecule: messenger RNA, 513 nt
Organism: Sparassis crispa
Lineage: Eukaryota; Fungi; Basidiomycota; Agaricomycetes; Polyporales; Sparassidaceae
Exons: 5
Coding region: 1-513 (170 amino acids)
Source: RefSeq, a predicted model, not a curated record
AUGUCCUCCAUGCUGGGUCGUUGUCUCUCCUCAUCCCGAACAGCUGCUGCCCGCCGCUUUAUAUCUACCACACAGGUCGUCCGGGAGGCAGCACCAGCAGCACCAGCAACACCCAGCGUGGGCACACCCAAGAAGCCCGUCGGCGCCUUCCGCGGCGGUAUCGUAGGCUUUUUGUUUGGUUUCUCCUUAGCUUCGUCCUUUGCUGCGUACCAUUUACUUGAUGAGUACAAGCAGGCGUCGGCCGCUCUGCAGGCGAGCGUGGAAGAGCUGCAGCUCAGCACCGAAAAGGUGUCUGCGCAUGUUCGAAGGAUAGAAGCUGUCGAGAAGGACUUAAAGGCGCUCAGUGAGUCGGCUGCUUCCAAGGAGGACUUUUCGAGGGUACGAGCGGAGGUGAAGAAGUUGUAUGACGGGCUGCACGUUGAGUUCCUUGACCUUCGGUCACAUGUUUGGGGUAUUCAACAAGAUGUCCACUCUCUGUCUAAAAAGGAAGCAACAUCUGUUCGUGUUGUGUAG